AUGAUCGGGACAGACGACGUGGUGCUUUUGGGCCUCGGCGCCAUCACGCCCCUCGGGGUGGGCGUUCGCACCACCUGGUCCCGUCUCCUGGCUGGUGAGUCGGGCAUCACGACCCUGCACCACCUCGAGCCGCGCCAGCGCUGGAAAGACAUGACCAGCAGCGUCGCCGGCCUCGUACCGACAGAGCAAUGGCGACCACCCGAGUGGCUGAACCCAACAGAGAUGCGCCGCAUGUCCACAUUUGCCCAGUACGCCGUCGCCAGCGCCCAGAUGGCCCUCGACGACGCCGGCUGGCACCCGGCGAGCCACGAAGAGAAAGAGGCCACGGGCGUCUGUCUCGGGAGCGGCAUUGGCAACCUCGAAGAGAUCUACGACACCAGUCUGGCGUUUGACCAAGGCGGUUACAAGAAGGUCUCGCCCUUGUUCGUGCCCAAGAUUCUCAUCAACAUGGCCGCCGGCCACAUCUCCAUGAAGCACGGUCUCCAGGGCCCCAACCACGCCGUCACUACGGCUUGCACCACGGGGGCUCACUCGAUCGGCGACGCCAGCCGCUUCAUCGCCUUUGGGGACGCCGACGUCAUGGUCGCCGGCGGUACCGAGUCCUGCAUCCACCCUCUGACCUUUGCCGGCUUCGGCAGGGCACGGUCGCUGUCGACGAGGUACAACACCGACCCCGCAGCGAGCUGUCGUCCCUUUGAUGCCGGCCGCGACGGCUUUGUCGUGGCCGAGGGUUCGGCCGUCUUUGUCCUCGAAGAGCUCGAGCACGCGAGGGCGCGAGGGGCCCGGAUCUACGCCGAGGUCAAGGGGUACGGGUGCAGCGGGGAUAGCCAUCACAUGACGGCGCCGCGGGAGGACGGCCAUGGCGCGUUCAGGGCCAUGCGGGCGGCGCUGAAGAAUGCCGGCAUCAGGCCGGCCGACGUUGACUACAUCAACGCCCACGCCACGGGGACCCAGAUCGGAGACGCUGCCGAGGCGUCCGCCAUUCGGACACUCAUGAUGGGCGACGAGGGCGUCGCUGACGAGUCUGAGGUGACUGUCAGCAGCACGAAGGGUGCUGUCGGGCACUUGCUGGGGGCGGCCGGCGCUGUGGAGGCGAUGUUUUCUGUUCUGUCGGUCAAGGAGAACCUCGUCCCGCCAACGUUGAAUCUUGAGAAGCCCAAUGUUGGGCCGAAACUGAACUAUGUGCCGCUCAAGACGCAGGAAAAGGAGGUCAAGGUUGCCAUGUCGAACAGCUUUGGAUUCGGCGGCACGAAUGCUUCCUUGGUAUUCGCCAAGUACCAGUGA
Molecule: messenger RNA, 1284 nt
Organism: Verticillium nonalfalfae
Lineage: Eukaryota; Fungi; Ascomycota; Sordariomycetes; Glomerellales; Plectosphaerellaceae
Gene: CEM1
Product: Mitochondrial beta-keto-acyl synthase
Exons: 4
Coding region: 1-1284 (427 amino acids)
Biological process (GO): fatty acid biosynthetic process
Molecular function (GO): 3-oxoacyl-[acyl-carrier-protein] synthase activity
Source: RefSeq, a predicted model, not a curated record